AUGACAUGUAUUAACUUAGAAUUUUUGCAAAAUCUUCUGAAGGACGAAUAUCCAGAUGUGGUCAUUCACGAUUUUGAGGGCGCGCCUGGCUCAAAACGUGGUGACAAUUACACUUCAAUGGUAUAUCGGGUAACUUUGAAAGGGUCCCGUAAAUCUAUAGAAGCUGAUGGCACUACCGAGAUCAUCGAGCCAUGGGAAGGCUCAAUCGUAUACAAAUGCUUGCCUGAAAGUAUCUUACGACGAGAAGCCUUCAAAAGCGACGAGUUAUUCUGCAAUGAAGUAGCAUUUUACAACAAAAUUUGGCCAGCACUGUCGAAAUUUCAAAGCCAAUGGUGUAAAGUUGCUAAUCCCUUUAAAGCUAUACCAAAAUGUUACUUGGCACAAAAUGAUUUAGUAAUUUUGAAAGAUUUAAAAGAGUUGGGGUGUGUAAUGCCUGAUAGGAGGAAAGGGUUGACUAUAGAGCAGUGUUAUUUUGUGCUAAAACACUUAUCGCACUUUCAUGCUUUGUCUCUGGCUAUGAAGUAUUACGACCCAGAAGGUUUUUAUGAGUUGUUGAAUAUACAGGAUGGGAUAUCUGAAGUAUUUUUCGUCUCCGAAAACGAAGAUUACUAUAGAAGCUACUAUAGUGAAGCAACACGUAAUGCAAUAGCAAUGGUAGAAGAAGAACUCCACGAUUCAUCUGAUAAGGAAAAAUAUUUGACACCCUUCAAGCAAUUUUGUAGUGAAGAUACCUUUUUUCAAUCUAUGGUGGAUAUGGUAGCUCCCAGAGAACCACUAGCAGUGAUAUGCCAUGGAGAUUGCUGGACAAAUAAUAUGCUGUUCAGAUUUCUGGAUGGGCAGUUAGCAGAGAUGUUCAUCGUAGAUUUUCAGCUCGCACGUUACGCGUCUCCUGGUUUGGACCUCGCGUAUCUUAUUUACCUUUGUUUGGAAAGGCAGCAACGAGCAGAACAUACUCCUGCCUUAUUGCGGUUCUACGCGGAUGAACUCCACGAUAGGUUGUUGGAGAUGAGUGAUGGAAAUGUUUUAGAUAGGGAGACGCUCUAUGAUAUGUUACUAGAGGAGUUCAAGACCAGCAGUCGCUUCGGUUUAGGACUCGCGUUGGACAUGUACCCUAUUAUGACAUGUGACAGCAAUGAGGCGCCUAAUCUUUAUCAAGAGAAGGAAAGUGAGGUGACCCCAUCGCAUGUGAUAAGCAAUUGUGUCAAACCAGUGUGGACUUCCAACGAGGCUUGCAGGAAGAAAAUGACCGAUUUAGUUAUUGAACUCGUCGACGGAGGGCUCUUA
Messenger RNA from Brenthis ino (lesser marbled fritillary), 1284 nucleotides. The record is from the annotation of a GenBank genome assembly. NCBI's taxonomy places the organism in Eukaryota, Metazoa, Arthropoda, Insecta, Lepidoptera, Nymphalidae.